UCAAUGUUUUUAGCAUUAGUUUUGACAAUUGUAAAAUGACAACUGGGAAUUGACGUAGAGAUUAAAACCAAACUUGUUUUCAAAACUAUGUUGAAUUGUUAAACAGCAUAGCAGCUGCACAGUAACAAAUUCGACAGACAACAUAAGGAAGGAAGCGAAAUAAAAUAAUUUAAUAUUUAUAUUAAUUACACGACUGAAUUUUACUGAAAUGGCACAUCACCCAAUUGUUUCUAUUACUCGCCGUGAAACAUUUAGUUCCUGCCACAGGCUGCACAGUCCAUUUUUGAGUGAUGAGGAUAAUAAAAAACUGUAUGGAAAAUGCAAUAAUCCAAACGGUCAUGGACACAAUUAUGUUGUUUUGGUGACUGUAAAGGGACCGGUAGACCAGAACACGGGCAUGGUGAUGAAUGUUCACGAUCUGAAGCAGUACAUGCACCAGGCUAUAAUGGACCCAUUAGAUCAUAAGAACUUGGAUCUAGAUGUACCUUACUUCAAAACAGUGGUGAGUACAACUGAAAAUCUGGCCAUAUACAUCUGGGAUCAGUUACAGAAGAUCAUGGAGAAGCCGUAUUUGUUGCAUGAGGUGAAGAUCUUGGAGACUGAGAAGAAUCACGUUGUUUACCGCGGUGGUUCCACAUAUCCUAGGAAGAAAAUUAACCCAUCCAACUUACAUACAAACCACCACGAUGUGUCAUCUGACUCGGACUGAUAUUAUAAAUAGACAUAGAUAAUACUAAGCAAUGAUUUUCUUCACAACAUUCAUUGAUGUUCAAAUGUAUUCGCUUAAACAUUCACAAUACCAUAGACAAUACAUAAUUUUAAGUUAACCUAAACCUUUUUUUAUCUAUAAAAAGUAAUGUUUUUGUAGUAUUUAGAUAUAAAAAUGCCUCAUGAUAUAUUGGGCCUUUGUUAUAGAUAUCUAAAAAUAUAUAUGUGCUUAUGCUUUAAGAAAAAACUGUUCAGAUUAAUAUUGUAAUCUUGUAUUAGGAUCUAUUUUAAAAAUAUACAUUUACAUAUAAAUAUUUGUGGUACCUUAAUAUUUUUAUGUAUACAUUUGUAAAUCUCGAAUCAAUUCAAUAUUUUGUAUGCUAUUCGGUAUUAAUACCAUGAGACGUAAUGUAUGAAUAGAAUUUUUGGACAAUACUUAGAGAUGGUUAUCGUUAAAUAAAUAAAAUACACUUAUAUAUAA
This is a messenger RNA of Danaus plexippus (monarch butterfly), 1189 nucleotides long. RefSeq names its product 6-pyruvoyl tetrahydrobiopterin synthase (gene purple). Gene Ontology annotation, biological process: tetrahydrobiopterin biosynthetic process. Bases 209 to 709 code for a protein of 166 amino acids. Lineage: Eukaryota; Metazoa; Arthropoda; Insecta; Lepidoptera; Nymphalidae. Gene Ontology annotation, molecular function: 6-pyruvoyltetrahydropterin synthase activity. The record is from RefSeq and is a predicted model, not a curated record. The transcript is spliced from 5 exons. Gene Ontology annotation, cellular component: mitochondrion.